AAUCUAUCUGUACAGUUUUGAGUUUGUGGAAAAAAAGCCUUAAAAGUAAUUGAAUUAAAAAUCAAAUAAAUUGUAAAUUUAAGUAACAAAACAACAAGUGUGUAAAAUUUAUCAUUACAACAAGUGACAUUACAAAAAAAGAGUGAUCGAUAUGGAAGCUCCAGAAUUUCGUGAUUUUGCCAAAAACAUGGUUGAUUAUAUAGCUGAUUAUUUGGAAAACAUUAGAGACCGUCGUGUUUUGCCCGAUGUUAAGCCUGGCUAUUUGCGUCCCCUCAUACCCGAGACAGCUCCCGAAAAACCCGAUACUUGGGAAGAUGUUAUGAAAGAUAUUGAACGUGUUAUCAUGCCGGGUGUAACACACUGGCAUAGUCCUAAGUUUCAUGCCUAUUUUCCCACCGCCAAUUCGUAUCCAGCUAUAGUGGCUGAUAUGUUGAGCGGUGCUAUAGCCUGCAUAGGUUUUACCUGGAUUGCCAGUCCAGCUUGCACAGAAUUGGAGGUGGUUAUGUUAGAUUGGUUGGGUAAAAUGUUGGAAUUGCCCAAGGAAUUUUUGGCUUGUUCUGGUGGCAAGGGAGGCGGUGUUAUACAGGGAACUGCUAGUGAAGCUACAUUGGUGGCUUUAUUGGGUGCUAAGGCCAAGAAAAUGCAAGAAGUCAAGAAAGAACAUCCUGACUGGGAUGACAAUACCAUUAUUUCCAAAUUGGUGGGCUACAAUUCAGCUCAGGCUCACUCCUCGGUGGAACGUGCUGGUCUAUUGGGUGGCAUUAAAUUGAGAUCGGUGCCGGCCGAUGAAAAUAAUAGCUUAAGAGGUGAUGCUUUGGAGGCAGCCAUUAAGAAGGAUUUGGAGGAUGGUUUGAUACCAUUUUAUGCUGUGGUUACUUUGGGUACCACCAAUUCAUGUGCUUUCGAUCGUUUGGAUGAGUGCGGUGUAGUGGGUAAUAAAUAUAAUGUUUGGAUUCAUGUUGAUGCGGCCUAUGCUGGUUCCGCUUUCAUUUGCCCCGAAUACCGACAUUUAAUGAAGGGCAUCGAAACAGCCGACUCCUUCAAUUUCAAUCCCCAUAAAUGGAUGUUGGUCAACUUUGAUUGCAGUGCCAUGUGGCUGAAAGAUCCCAGUUGGGUAGUGAAUGCCUUCAAUGUUGAUCCCUUGUACUUGAAGCAUGAUAUGCAAGGUUCCGCGCCCGACUACAGACAUUGGCAAAUACCUUUGGGACGCCGUUUCAGAGCCUUAAAAUUGUGGUUUGUUUUGCGUCUGUAUGGUGUGGAAAAUAUUCAAGCUCACAUACGUCGUCAUUGCAAUUUCGCCAAACAAUUCGCAGAACUUUGCAAAGCCGACGAACGUUUCGAAAUUGUGGGUGAAGUUAACAUGGGACUGGUAUGUUUCCGUUUGAAGGGCCCCAACGAAUUGAGUGAGACCUUACUAAAACGCAUUAAUGGUCGUGGCAACAUACACAUGGUACCGGCCAAAAUAAACGAUGUUUACUUUUUGCGCAUGGCCGUUUGUUCUCGUUUCACCCAAACCGAAGAUAUGGAAUACUCCUGGAAAGAAGUAAGUGCUGCCGCUGACGAAGUACUUAAGCAGUAAACUGAUGACAAGUUGUAUGAGAGAAUGUCAACGACAGUAUUUUUUCAUUUUGUAAAGAUUUUAAAUGUGUUACUGCUGUUAGUUUUAAUUUCGAAACUCUGUGGGACCAUUGCAACAUAUUUAGGGAAUUAUAUGUGCUUCAAUAGAUAAGAUAAAUAAUAUAUUUUAUUAGUUUUUAAGCUGUUAAAUAAUUGUAUUAAAUUAAUGUAAACUUAUAUAAAUGUUGUUGAUUAGUUUAAAUGGGACACCUUUUAAAUUAUCCUAUAUUUACUUAAUAAUUUAAUAAACAAAUUUAAAAUACUCUCAAA
This is a messenger RNA of Calliphora vicina (urban bluebottle blowfly), 1887 nucleotides long. RefSeq names its product aromatic-L-amino-acid decarboxylase (gene Ddc). Gene Ontology annotation, biological process: amino acid metabolic process; catecholamine metabolic process; serotonin biosynthetic process. The transcript has 5 exons. Gene Ontology annotation, molecular function: aromatic-L-amino-acid decarboxylase activity; pyridoxal phosphate binding. Bases 152 to 1579 code for a protein of 475 amino acids. Gene Ontology annotation, cellular component: cytoplasm. Lineage: Eukaryota; Metazoa; Arthropoda; Insecta; Diptera; Calliphoridae. The record is from RefSeq and is a predicted model, not a curated record.